Calliphora vicina (urban bluebottle blowfly) is the source of this 2878-nucleotide messenger RNA. It is a transcript of the gene Pi3K21B, whose product is annotated as phosphatidylinositol 3-kinase regulatory subunit alpha. Lineage: Eukaryota; Metazoa; Arthropoda; Insecta; Diptera; Calliphoridae. The transcript has 3 exons. Gene Ontology annotation, cellular component: phosphatidylinositol 3-kinase complex. The record is from RefSeq and is a predicted model, not a curated record. The coding region runs from base 917 to 2584 and encodes 555 amino acids. Gene Ontology annotation, molecular function: 1-phosphatidylinositol-3-kinase regulator activity. Gene Ontology annotation, biological process: phosphatidylinositol phosphate biosynthetic process; insulin receptor signaling pathway.
CACUGUGUGUAAAAACGCACAGGUUUUCAGUUUUUUUAGCAGUAGCAGCAGAAAAAAAUCACGAAGCCAGUUUUUUUCUUCUUCAACUACUUAUUUUACUCCUCCUCAACUUUUUUUUAUAAUACGACAAAAAAAUUAUCAAUUGGUCAUAAAUUUGACCAGAGGGAAAAAAGAAAAUUCAUACGGAAAAUGUUACAUACUUGAGUAAUGCAUUAAAAAGGAAAAAUCGGAAGAAAAGUGUAAAUUAAAUAAAUUGUGUAUAAGGCAAGGUCAGUUUCGGAGAAAUGGAAAAAACUAAAAUGUUUUGUGCAAACUCAAACACGCGUAUGGAUCAUGGUGAUGCGCUUAGAAUGUAAAAAAUAUAAAAUUAAAAAAUAUAAAUUAAUAAUCUUCCCCCGCGAACAUACUACUCAGCUUAUUAUAACUUACUACUUAUUACCCAGUGCACAAUACACAUAAUAUAAUUCUGUGUGUUUCUUUUGUUUAAUUAUUAUAACAAGCAAAAAAUGAUAUAAAAAAUAUAUAAAAGAAUACAACGUUAAUGACUACGUGAGUGCAAAGUGAGUCCGGGUAUUAAAAAGAAAUUACACUACAAAAAAAGUAAAAAAAUAUCUUGUUAAAAAAUAUAAAAUAAAAAAGAAAGAAGAAGAGUUAAAAAAGGAAAAGAAAGAUAGAAGGAGAAGAAGAAGAAGGUGGAUUGUAUCAAGAGAUGAUCAAUGAGAAAAGGGGGAUUUAAUGUCAGAGAAUUGUCAACAAGAAACUACAACAAAAAAUCACAAGAGAUUUGUUAAACAAGCAACAACUACAACAAAUAUUAACAGGAAACUUGUAGAGAAAUUUUUCGUAACAACAACAAAUAUUUUUCCUGUCAAAAUAUUUUACACCUUUUCAUCUCUUCCACUUUACACACACAACCAUGUAUACUUCACCGUUUCAUUAUUCUACAAUGAGGCCUCAGCCUCCGGGGAGUGGACCCGCCUUAGAUGAAAAUGCCGAAGAACUACGCAAUGUCGAAUGGUACUGGGGCAAAAUCAGUCGAGAGGAUGUGAAAAAUAUCCUCAGCGGUAAACCAGAUGGUAGUUUUUUGGUACGCGAUGCCCUAUCCAAAGAAGGCGAAUACACACUGACCCUCAUCAAAGAUGGCACGGAGAAACUAAUCAAAAUAUGCCACCUAAAUGGUAAAUAUGGUUUUGUCGAUUGUAAAUUCAACUCGGUGGUCGAGUUAAUCAAUUACUAUAAGGCCAACUCAUUGAAACUGUACAACAAAACCCUGGAUAUUACUUUAAGCAAUCCCAUUAUACGGCCCAUCGAAGAAGAGGAACUACAGCCAAAUGCCGAUUUACGCAUAAUGGCCGAACAGUUUUUGGUCAUACACCAAAAGCUAAACAAACAUCAACAGAGUUUGGAUCAGAAACUAAAAGUUUUCAAAUCCAUCGAAACUGAAUUGAAUGAUAAAAAACUGCACCAGGAAGUAUUUCAAAGGGCGGAGAAAAUGUUUCAAUCUCAGAUUAAAUUAUUAGAGACAUUUAUCAAUAACCCACCGCAGGUCGGUACGAAUACGAACCUCAAUUCCAACUCGUCAACGAAUACAUUGUCCUCGUCGUCAUCGGCGUCGACAAACUCCUCCGCCACAGCAAAUUCUCAAACUACCCGCCAUUUGGAACAAGAACAAUUGCAGCUUAAUGCUGCCGCUAUGAAGGCUCGUCUCAAUGAUCUCUGCGCUGAAAUGAACAAGCUAAAUCGUUAUGUCGAAAGUAAGAAAGAAGACUACAAAGCAUUGGAACGACAAAUCAAUGCAUCGAAACCGGAAUUGCAAACUCUUAAUAUAAGAAAAGAGAAAUAUAUUGAACGUCUCAAAGAAUUUUGCAUAUCUGAGGAAGAUCUCAAGGAAUUGAUCGAAAUGGGCUUUGAGGCCUGGCAACAACGCUACGAAAGUGUAUCGAAACAACCGCACAACGACGAAUCAAUGUGGUUCCUGCAGGAUAUAUCUCGGCAAGAUGCCGAAGAUCUACUCUGUGGCGCACCCACUGGUACAUUUUUAAUACGCGCCCGUUCUGCUGGUCAUUACGCCUUGUCGAUUGUGUGUAAAAAUUGCAUCAAUCACUGUAUUAUUUAUAAAACCGAAAGUGGUUAUGGAUUUGCGGCACCCUACAACAUCUAUCAUACCCUUAAGAAAUUGGUGGAACACUAUGCCACUAAUUCGCUGGAGGAACACAACGAUACACUGACCACCACUCUAAGUAUACCGGUCAUGUAUUGGCAUCAAAAUAAAGAGCUGAUAACGCAGCAGCUGAAGGAACAAAUGGAAUUGGAGCGUCAGCAACAGGAAAUGGAGCAGCAAUUGCAGGAGCAUAUGAUGUUGCCAACACCGCCCAUGGCCACCUCAGCACCAAUAGCGGUGGCUGGGGCUUCAUUAAUGUCCGUCAAUGAUAUGGCAGCUAGUCAAACACCACCCAUAGCUACCCCGCCUCAAGCACAUUCCUAUGGCAGUAGUAGUGGUGCUGGGGGAGGUGGUGGCAGCAGUAUAGGUGGUGAUAGCGGUAUAAGUGGCGGUGCUAGCAGUUAUCCGGGCAGUAAUCUGUAGUUGUAGUAAACCAUCAUUUUAACUUUCAAUUAAAAGAUUGAUUGAUGAUGGCAUACAUAUUUUGUAGUGGGUAAGUUAAAAAAAAAACUGUAUGUAAAACAGAAAGAAUGAAAAUGUUUGUAUUUUGCAACUGAAAAUGAAAACGAAAACAAUGAAAUCAAAUUUAUAUUAGUAAGUGGUGCUUGAGAGAGAAAUUACAAAUAAUCUCUUCUACUAAAGCUACAGCUGGCUGUUGUUUGUACGUAUAAAUUUAUCUCCAACAAAAAACCCCCAAAACCCUCAUACCCCUCCCCC